Messenger RNA from Musca domestica (house fly), 4972 nucleotides. RefSeq names its product protein three rows. The transcript is spliced from 6 exons. The coding region runs from base 100 to 4698 and encodes 1532 amino acids. The record is from RefSeq and is a predicted model, not a curated record. Lineage: Eukaryota; Metazoa; Arthropoda; Insecta; Diptera; Muscidae.
CUUUAAACAGAGCGCCCCUUUUAAACCCUUCCAAGCCUACAGAGCCACAAACAAAAUAUUUUUUUAAUUUAAUAAUUUAAAUGAUUCAGUUAGUUCAAAAUGCAAAAUAACUUCGAAAACGAAUUACGUGGCGUCGAAGACGAUGCUAUUGCUGCCCAACAUCAAAUUGGAAAAUACUUUAAACGAUAUGGCGAGUCCGGCCACCAGGAUGCUUUUAAGCAUCAGCUAAUAUUUGCCAGCCGAAUUAUUAAUAGCAUAGCCAAAUGUGAAGUGAAAUAUCCAAAGAUAUAUUGUGAAAUAAUAACACAGGUAUUUGGUGACAAUCUCAAGCCGGAAUGUAGUGAUAAAUAUUGGUCAGCAUAUGUAAAUAAUUUACGAUAUUUUCACUAUCAUUUAGUGACAAAGAAACAUUUCGAAUAUGCCUCCAAAAUAUAUUACUAUAUCUGUGACCUACCGCCCAGUAAAUUGCAAACCGAAGAUGUUUGCCUUGCAUUUGUUUCCAUGUACUGCAAUCAAAUGUUCCUGCAAAAUGUCCAUCUACAGAAUAAUCGCAAACCCGAUCUGACAGAAUUAAAUCACAUUGUGGAAAAUCUUCAAGUGCUGUUCGAACAAAUGUUGGAUAAAAAUAAGGAGAUCAAUCUGCAAUACAAGGAUGUGCUACACAAAUGCCUGCAGAGUAUAUUUCCAUCCUCAGGAUAUACAAAAAUGCAAAAACUAUUUAGUCAUCUAACUGCAGGGAAGGUGGCACGAAUGUUUGCAUCUUUAUUUAAGCUACACACCCAACAACGUAUGUCGCCGCCACCCCCAAAGGAGGAGAUACAACAGAUGGCUCAUUUCAUCAUCGAAACAUUGAAUAAUUUCAUUGUAUACGAUAUAAUGGAUAAUUUCCAAACACAAUUAUGUGUCCAACUAUUGAAAUAUUGCCACGCAGAUAGUAAUCUACAAUCCGAUAAAGCCAUAGCAGAAUUGUUUGGUCAACUCUAUCAAUAUUUAAAAAUAAUAUGUAUGCAAAAGCCCAUAGAUGGAUUUCAGAGUGCAAUAACAAAAUGUUGUGAGGGCUUCAGGCAACUUUUUGAGUUACAUUCCAAAAAUGCCGUGAAUUAUUUGUGGUUCAAAGAUAUGCUGGUGCUGAUUAGUACCAUCCAUAUACAAAUACAGAAUACAACAGUUUUCUGUUGUUUUUGGAAACAAAUGAAACAUCUAUCAUCCUAUCGGGCAUUGUUAAUGCUUCUGUUGGAAGCCAUGAAGUUGGCACCUUGUAUAUCGAGUGAUAGUAAAUUGAAUACAAUCCGAUGUUGUACGAGUUUCCGUAAGCACAUAAUUUUAACAUUUGCCAAUGCUGCCCUGUCCAUAUUUGUUUUAUAUUGCCAAAAUGUGAAAGAUGAACCAAAGGAGGAAUGUACCAAUGGGUUGGAGGUGUCAGAUGGACAAGAAAACUCAAAGCAACAGGACGUAUAUGUGGAAGAGCUGCAAAAACCUUUACUACUCAUUGUUAGCCAUGCCUUUAAAAUUAUCGACAAAAUGGAAUGCAUUGACAGUAAAUCCCAAGACAUAGCAUUUUUGUUGACCCGUUUCAAACAGGCAGCUGUUAGUGCCAGCAGUGCAAGACAGGCUAAGACUUGCGUGAAAUUAGCUGAACUAUAUCUGAAAAUUAAUAAUAAAUUUGCCGAAACUGAAUGGCCUUUGCUCUUGAGACGUAUUUAUAAAUCUUCGGUGCAAUGUUUUUCCGGAGAUCCCCAACAAAUACGUGAAAUGCAAAUAUGUUAUAUAGCCUCCCUGUUGCAUUUAAAUACAGAAAUUGAUUUCACCCAAAUACGUGGACAAAUCAGCAUGUACUAUAGUGAUUCAUUCAAAGAUGAACAACAGCAGAAAAAUAUACAAAAUGUAUCGAUACCUCCACACGAAAAUUGUUUACUAUACAGCCUAAUGCGUAGCACAAAUCCUUUGCGUCCACACUUGAGAGCAUGCCGUAAGAAACUUCUACAUUGGCUGGAAGUUCAACACACUGUCAAAUACUAUAGAACGAAUAUCAAUUUAAUGCAAUCGCUGAUAUCAUCUAGUCAGUCAUAUUAUGAUUUUGUCAUAACCACACGCUGCACAAAGCUUCUAACAUCUCAGGUGCCGAAAUUUCUAUCAAUACAUAAACAUUUGCGCACCAAAUCCACAAUGAGUCGUUUGGAACAAUUAACAUAUGGUCAUACCUGUACAAAACUCCUGCAGGAAUAUCACAAUCAACGAUCACAGGCAAUGCCUCUGGAAACUAAAGAUUUUGGAGAAACGCAGUUGGAGCAAUUGCUGCUGAACAAGGAAAUGGAAAAGAUGACCAUUUGUAAUGAGUUGCAGUAUGUAAAAUUGGCCUAUGAUGGUUAUUCAGCUUUUCAGGAAUUCUAUGAUAGGUUCGAUACCGAAAAAAUAUCAAGUGAGGAGGCCCUAAUUGAUUGGGAGGCCAUCGUUGAUGAUUUAACAACCCUUGCCCAGUAUCUGCAGUUUGGAAAUUAUAUGGAAUAUGCCUCAAAUGUGUGGUUGCUUCACUACAAAAUCUGCCAACUAUUGUGGAAUAGUUGCUCGUCAUUGAUUAGUCUGACUUUCUUUUGUGAAUUUUCUGUUUUCCAUGAGAAAACCGAAAAUGGUAUCCUUCAAUUGGAAAAGGAAGUACAAUGGCAUUUACCCAAUAUAACACAGGCCUUGGAACAGUUAUCUAGCCUAACACGGCGCAAACAAAACGUGGUAUUUUUGGCCACCCUGCAAAUCGCCUACUACUAUGCCAAUAAUGGCAAAUAUAGUUUUGCCCAAAUGUUGCUGCAAUUUGUUGAGGAAAAACAUGGAGAACUUGGUGAACGUCAGGGUUGUUAUGACAUUGUGCGGGCUACCUUAGAUGUAAUACGUUAUCGUCUCUUGUGGAAACAUUAUUGUCGGCCGGAAAUGCCAAAGAAGGCUGCCAGUCUUCUAUUGAAUCAAUGUCUAAUGGAUGAAAUGGAACGCAUGCUAGAUCGUCUGAGAGAUUUUUCCUUUGUUUCGGGCGAUGCCUUGUACUACAAUAUGUUGAUAACAAAUUUGGCACAGGAUAUGGCUGAAUGCUCUGCUAAUCGUAUGUAUGAGAAUUUUCUUAACUCCCUGUUCGUGGUGGCCUGUAGAUGUGCCGUACAAUAUGGCUAUGCUUUGCGUAUGGCCCAGGUUAUGUGCUCUUGGAUGUGGAUAAAUUUACAAAUGGAAUAUGUUGAUCAGGCCCAGGUAAAAAUGAAAAUAAUCGAAUAUGUUAUGGGCAUCAAGAGUUUAAAAGAAUUAAUUGGUAAUUCAGUUGAGGCCAAGAAGGAUGAGGAAAAAUGCAGCAGCGCUGGGUCACCAGAAAACUACAAUGACAUUCUCUCAUCUUUAAAUCACCACAAUGACAUAGAAGCAGCACGUCGCCUGGCCCAUGUGCAAUUGUCGCCCAUAAAAACGGGCAAAUUAUAUUUACGACCUGACUCCCAGAUAACAACUUUAAAAAGUUAUUUUAAAUUUAAAAUCGACACAAAAACUCUGCCACAAAAUGAGUUCAUGGAUUGGACAUAUUUUGUGAUAGGCUGUUUAAAUGCCCGUCUCUAUUUUCUGGUUGAAGACUAUGUGCAACUGCAACCAUUCUAUGAGAAGGGACGUGAAUGGCUGGAGAUGAGACAAAACCGUUUCAAUAAAAACUUCUUUAAACACAUCCAACUUAUGGCCAUGCAGCAUUAUGUGAAUUUUCUCCGGGCCAAUAAUCAACACGAUAAGGCCAUAGAGUGUCUCCAACAUGGUCUGGAAGUUUGUGAGACAAUAAAAUGGAGCGUAGAUGCAGUGUAUCGGGUAAAUUUUAAACAACAAUUAUUGGCUGCACAUCAUGAAAUGCCUAAGAAUGCAUUGGAAAAUAUGAAGAAUAUGAACAAAUUAAAGAAAAUUAAUAUAUCACCAGAUAAAGUGGUCAGAUGUAGCAAUAAAAAGGCUCCAGGGGUUGUGAAUUCUUCAAAUAGAAAACAAGUAACUGGCAAUACAGGUGCUGCUAUCUCCACCCGCAAGCCAUCUAAUUCUCAAACAAAUAGUAGCAGCAGCUCCAGUCCUGAGUUAAAAAUCAAAGCAAAAACUAAACCGAAAUUCAAUAUUUGUGAAGAUGCCAUUGAAAUUCUAGAUUCAGAUGAUGAUAAUAUGCACAAUAACAUGAAAGACAAAAAGAAAAUCACAAAGGUAACAAAAACAUAUGCGAGGAAAAUACCUUCCUCCUCUGCGGCAAAAGUGACAAAAUCCAAAACAAGUCCAAUGUUAGAUAGCAUAGAAUUGAUAGACCCUCCAGCCAUAUUAUCAACAGCAAUGACAUCAAGCACAGAUGCCUCAUCACUCUCAUCAACAUCAUCGUCUAUGGAAAAUCUACAAGCCAAAGAGAAUCAGCAACCCCAUAAUAAUUUAGAUAUAAUAACAAAAUUAGAGAAUUUAGACUUAAAUGAUAAAACAAAAGAAAAAAGAGGUCGACCACGGUUACGCAGAUCGCCUACGGCCAAGAAAACUUCAAUUGUAAUACUGGAGGAUUCACCACUAAGUCUUAAGCCAAUUACAAAAGCUGUUGUAACCAAAUCGCGUAGUCGUACCCGCAAUCAAAAAAACCUAUUGGAUGCGGCAAUCAAGUCGACAACAAAUGAAACAAAUUUAAAUGUGAGAAGUACCCGGAGGCGACAUGGUGAUGUAAUCUGAUAUAGAUUCUUCACAAUUACUUUAAAUUAAUUAAUCCUUAACUAAUAAAACAGAUUACCAUUAAAUCUUUAACAUAACAUGUUAAGUUAUAUUAUAUUUUUGCCUUAUUCGCUUUUUCUAUGUUUUUAUUUUUGUUUCUCUUUUGUACGUUGUAUUUGUAAUAAUAUUCUAAUAAUAGUUAAUAAAGGUUUCUAUUACUAACUUAUUUAUAAAGGCUAUUCAUUGUAGCUAUCCCUCUAUUCACAAGCUGUCAAUAAAUUCGAUUGAGAUCUAA